Messenger RNA from Haliotis rubra (blacklip abalone), 3118 nucleotides. RefSeq names its product manganese-dependent ADP-ribose/CDP-alcohol diphosphatase-like. Bases 250 to 1236 code for a protein of 328 amino acids. Lineage: Eukaryota; Metazoa; Mollusca; Gastropoda; Lepetellida; Haliotidae. The transcript is spliced from 3 exons. Gene Ontology annotation, molecular function: 2',3'-cyclic-nucleotide 2'-phosphodiesterase activity; CDP-glycerol diphosphatase activity; ADP-ribose diphosphatase activity. The record is from RefSeq and is a predicted model, not a curated record.
UAAAUAUUUCCUGUCAUGUUGUAAGUCUGUACGUUAAACGCAAUAAGUUGAACGUUGUCUGGAACGUUGUCAUUUCUCAAGACGAACAGAAGAAGAAUGUCAGCAGUUUGUCCCGAGAAUGGUUUGAGAGAACUGUAAUCCAAGGUGAAAUUUUAGCGAAAAUUACGCGUCCCACAAGUUUGCUGGAUCUUGAUCUCAGCCUUGGAAACGGCCCCAAGUGUGAGGGUCAUACACCAUACAGCGUGAAGGAUGUCUUCCCCAACACCAAAGGCUCUUCCAGCACCUACUUUUGGCAUCAUAACAGAUAUUCAGUAUGCUGAUAUCGAUGACAGUUAUAAUUUCCAUGGUACUCGUCAGAGAUACUACAGAAACUCGCUGAACCUGUUGAAAAAUGCUGUAAACUACUGGAGAGAUUGUCAACCCAAGGUUGAUUUUGUCCUGCAAUUAGGGGACAUUAUUGAUGGGAAAAACAAAAAGGAUGACGCAUCUAGAACUGCCCUUAUGGCAGUCAUGGCACCUUUGGCAAGCCUAAGGAAAUCUGUUUAUCAUGUUAUAGGCAAUCAUGAAUGUUACAACUUCUCUCAAGAUUUCCUUCUUAAAUCUGCCCUCAACUCUGCAGCACGUGUCAACUGUAAAGGAGUUGCAGGCAAAGCAUUCUACACAUUUCUUGCCUCACCUGCACUGCGCAUUGUGGCUCUUGACUGCUAUGAAAUGAGUGUUAUCGGUACUCCUGAAAAUACCCCUGAACAUGACGAAGCAAAGAGAAUCUUACAGAGAAAUACAAAUGCCGACCAGAAUGAACCGCAUGGAAUGGGAACAGAUAGACGCUUUGUGGCAUAUAAUGGAGGGGUUACUAGUAGUCAACUUGAAUGGCUAGAUCAAGUUCUAUUGGAGGCGGACUCAAACAGAGAAAACGUUAUACUUAUUGGUCACAUCCCCAUAUUUCCUGCAAGUGCUGACGUAUCCUGCCUGUGCUGGAACUAUGAGGACAUCCUGCGUGUCAUCUACAAACACUCAUGCGUGUCGGCCUACAUGGCAGGUCAUGACCAUGAAGGAGGGUCUGCUACUGACAGUGGAGGUAUUCUACACAUCACAUUCCCAGCUGUUAUCGAGACAGAGCCAGGGAACAAUGCUUUUGGGACAGCCACCAUGUAUUGUGAUAGAAUAGAAAUAGUAGGACAGGGGCGUGUACCAAAUUACUCAAUUAAACUCCGAUAUCCAACGCUGAUUUUAUGAUAGAAGGGGAUCGAUAUGUCCCUAGAUACUGACUGUGAUAGAGAGAAGGAUAAGACUAGUGAUCCAUGUAAUCUUAGAGGCUAGUGGUCCAAUGUUUUCCAGGCACAUAUAGUUCAGGAAUUUAGCAACUAUGCACAGAAAUUCAAGAAAUUAGUUAUCAGUAUAAUCUCAGAGAUUUACUUGUCAGAGCACAUUUCAUUGAGGAGUUUGUGAAGCACACUUGGUUUAGCAAGGCACUGUCCAAUUACAAGAAAUCUUCAGCAAGGUUUGGGCACAUAAUAAAUGUUUACUGUCCAUGUAUCUCCUGGGAUGCUCGUGAUCAGACCGCAGUUACUACAUGAAACUAAUAAUAAGGUCACACUUUGUUCCAAAGGAUUAUAUUCAUUGUACACUUAAUAUAUUUACCACAGUGAGAGAGUAAAUGUGCCAUGCUUCUGGUUAUGUAAGCUAGUGAUCCUGGUGCAAUCUGUUUAAUUAGCUUAUGAUAGAUAGGAGAGAUUACAACUAUGAUACUAUGUCUUGCAUGUGUUACAGAUACGUUCAUAUAUUACCAGCACAUGUUAUGCCAAACUGUUGAUUCACUGCUACGGAUGUAUUGUCAUUCUGAGUUCAGCUGCUCUGAACCUCCUCAAUGAUUAGUCUUAUACAAAUAUAUAGUAUGUAUUGAAUAUCGGUACAAAAGGCCUACUUUAAGAUAGAUACCUACUGACUAUUUAAGGAUAGAUUUUAUUUGUCUACUGAAAGAAAAAGUACUAGUAGUCAAGACCUUGGCAGAACUUAGAUACCAGAGGCCACUCCAUGAGUCAACUAAAUACCUAGGCAGGCCUUAGAUACCAGAGGCCACUCCAUGAGUCAACUAAAUACCUAGACAGGCCUUAGAUACCAGAGGCCACUCCAUAAGUCAACUAGUCCUAGACAGGCCUUAGAUACCAGAGGCCCCUCCAUAAGUCAACUAGACCUAACCAGGCCUUAGAUACCAGAGGCCACUCCAUAAGUUAACUAGUCCUAGACAGGCCUUACAUACCAGAGGCCACUCCAUAAGUCAACUAGACCUAAACAGGCCUUACAUACCAGAGGCCACACCAUAAGUCAACUAGACCUAAUCAAGCCUUAGAUAAAGGGAGGCCAUGCCAUAAGUCAACUAGGCCAAGACAGGCCUUAGAUACUAGGGGCCACUCCAUAAGUCAACUAGACCUAAUCAGGCCUUAGAUACCAGAGGCCACUCCAUAAGUCAACUAGACCUAACCAGGCCUUAGAUACUAGGGGCCACUCCAUAAGUCAACUAGAUACCUAGACAGGCCUUAGAUACCAGAGGCCACUCCAUACGUCAACUAAAUACCUAGGCAGGCCUUAGAUACCAGAGGCCACUCCAUAAGUCAACUAGACCUAGACAUGCCUUAGAUACCAGAGGCCGCUCCAUAAGUCAACUAGACCUAGACAGGCCUUAGAUACCAGAGGCCCCUCCAUAAGUUAACUAGUCCUAGACAGGCCUUACAUACCAGAGGCCACUCCAUAAGUCAACUAGACCUAAUCAAGCCUUAGAUAAAGGGAGGCCACGCCAUAAGUCAACUAGGCCAAGACAGGCCUUAGAUACUAGGGGCCACUCCAUAAGUCAACUAGACCUAAACAGGCCUUACAUACCAGAGGCCACUCCAUAAGUCAACUAGACCUAGACAUGCCUUAGAUACCAGAGGCCGCUCCAUAAGUCAACUAGACCUAGACAGGCCUUAGAUACCAGAGGCCCCUCCAUAAGUUAACUAGUCCUAGACAGGCCUUACAUACCAGAGGCCACUCCAUAAGUCAACUAGACCUAAACAGGCCUUACAUACCAGAGGCCACUCCAUAAGUCAACUAGACCUAAUCAAGCCUUAGAUAAAGGGAG